This is a messenger RNA of Daphnia carinata, 1899 nucleotides long. RefSeq names its product mitogen-activated protein kinase 1-like (gene rl). The transcript is spliced from 8 exons. Gene Ontology annotation, molecular function: MAP kinase activity; ATP binding. Gene Ontology annotation, biological process: protein phosphorylation; intracellular signal transduction. The record is from RefSeq and is a predicted model, not a curated record. Gene Ontology annotation, cellular component: nucleus; cytoplasm. The coding region runs from base 53 to 1153 and encodes 366 amino acids. NCBI's taxonomy places the organism in Eukaryota, Metazoa, Arthropoda, Branchiopoda, Diplostraca, Daphniidae.
CGAGUGUUGCUGCUUAAAUUGGCAGAUCAAGAUCGGGAUUUUAUCUUAGAAAAUGGCGUCUGAUCAAGGAGGUGAACGAAAAAUAGAAGUAAUUCGAGGGCAGAGUUUCGAAUGUGGCCCUCGAUAUACCAAUUUAGCUUAUAUUGGAGAAGGAGCAUAUGGAAUGGUUGUGUCUGCUUAUGAUAAUCUGACCAAGACCAAAGUUGCCAUCAAGAAGAUUUCCCCAUUUGAGCAUCAGACCUACUGUCAACGCACACUGAGAGAAAUCAAAAUCUUGACUCGCUUCAAGCAUGAAAAUAUCAUCGACAUACGGGACAUUAUUCGUUCUGUUGACAUCGACCAAAUGAAAGAUGUAUACAUUGUACAGUGUCUAAUGGAAACUGACUUGUACAAACUUCUGAAAACACAGAGAUUAAGCAAUGAUCACAUAUGCUACUUUCUCUACCAAAUCUUGCGUGGUCUCAAGUACAUCCAUUCAGCCAAUGUUCUACACCGUGACUUGAAACCAUCAAACCUUCUUCUAAAUACUACAUGUGAUCUCAAGAUUUGUGACUUUGGCCUUGCACGAGUGGCCGAUCCGGAUCACGAUCAUACUGGUUUCCUGACAGAGUAUGUCGCCACUCGCUGGUACCGAGCACCCGAAAUUAUGCUUAACUCAAAAGGCUACACAAAAUCGAUUGAUAUCUGGUCUGUCGGAUGCAUCUUGGCGGAGAUGCUUUCAAACCGACCUAUAUUUCCUGGAAAGCAUUAUCUAGAUCAGCUGAACCACAUUCUCGGAGUCCUUGGAUCCCCCACGCCAGACGAUCUCCAGUGCAUAAUAAAUGAAAAAGCGCGGAGUUAUUUGCAAUCACUACCAUAUAAACCCAAAGUACCGUGGACAAAAUUAUAUCCCAAUGCCGACGCCAAAGCCCUGGAUUUAUUGGACAAAAUGUUGACGUUCAACCCUCAUAAACGAAUCAUCGUGGAGGACGCGUUAGCUCACCCUUACUUGGAGCAGUACUAUGACCCAGCCGAUGAGCCCGUCGCUGAGGAACCAUUCAAAUUUGAAAUGGAGCUGGAUGAUUUGCCAAAGGAAAAACUUAAGGAACUAAUUUACGAAGAGACGAUCAUGUUCAAAGAACGCAUGGAUCGAGAGCAACCCAUGGGUGUUUGAAGCUCCCCCAGAUUUAUUAUAUGUUUCCUGUGCUAUCAAGGUACUUGCGAGGGAUAAAAAGGAUGAAAAGGAGGACGAGUCGGCCAAGGCCAAGGCCGCGAUGAGUGUUGACGAUUCAAUUUUUGAAUGGCAUUGGGCUUUCUUGUUAUCAUUAUUACUACUUCCAUUCUCUUAGUUCAUGUUUUCAAGUCCAAUUGCGCGUGUUCUGUGUGCGUGUGUUUUUUCUCUUUCCGAUUGUCUUUUCUAUUUCAUUUACUAAAGAUAUCACGUCCAAUUGUUGCAUUCCGUUGUCCCUAGCUGUCCUUGGCCUUCAUCCGCUCAGUUCCGAUUUAGCCUAAUUUUAAGCCUAUCAAUGUUCAUAGAAUCCCUUUGUCUACAGGGUAAGCACACACAUCUACACCUGAUUUAAGUUUUGAUUGUUUCGCUCUUACUUCAUUUCCUCACCCUCACCCCAAUUAUCUGUCGACAGAAUCCGAAGUGAUAUAUGUCCUUACCUGCGCUCCUUUAUAAUAUGUGUACAGUACAGUUCAACGCAGACGCACUUUCCGCCUCUCCCAAACCCCCCUUCGCUCUGCCCCACCUUUCUUCUUUACACCCGGGGGUUCGACGAUUUUCACCUCAGUGUUUUCCUGCAUUCAUGCCUCUUGAUGAUUACCACAAGGUUAUUGUGUAUUACUUGGUUUCGUGUGUCCGGCCGCUGUCAUUUUGCUUACGUCAACCAGGUUAAUGAAUUUGUUUUCACCGCA